GUUCUUUUAGCUAUAAUUAUACAAAGAUGUCUGAAUUUGAAGAUAUUGAUAUCAACUUGGAUGAGCUUGACUUCUCCGAUUUGGAGGAAAGGUAUGCUGUUAACCCGCACUUCGGUUUAGACAACUACGUUGUCGUUGAUGGUGCACCAAUUGCACCAGAAUCAAAAGCCGACAAAUUGACUCUUGUUUUGAAAAAGUUAUUCAAGACUGUUGGUAAUGUUGUUGAAGGUGAUGAAGGUGUGUACAUGCCUAUCGAAGAUGGCAAGACCAAAGGGUUUUUGUUUGUCCAAUUCGAAAGUGCUGAACAAGCUGAUGCUGCCGUUAAACAAUUAAACGGUAGAAUGUUGGAUCAAAAACAUAGAUUAUUAGUUAACAGAUUAACUGAUAUUGAAAAAUUUGGUGCAGAAGGUAAUAUCAAAGAUGAAUUUGAAGAACCAGAAAUUCCACCUUUCGAAGAUCACGGUUAUUUGAAAUCAUGGUUACAAGAUGAAAGAGGCCGUGAUCAAAUUGCUUUACAUUUUUCUGAAACUGUUGGUGUUUACUGGAAUAAGAAACAAAAUGAUCCAGAAGAAGUUAUUGAACCAAGAAAGAACUUCACCACUAAAUAUGCCAAGUUUACUCCAAAAGGUACUUAUUUAUUUUCUGUUCACCCACAAGGUGUUCAAGCUUGGGGUGGUGCUGAUUUUGGUAGAAUCAAUAAAUUCAUCCAUAAUCAAGUUCGUUUAGUUGAUUUCUCGCCAAAUGAAAAUUUCAUGGUUACUUUAUCGCCAACUCCAAUUUCAUUUCCUGAAGAUCCUGCAGAGCAACAAGGUUUCCCAUUUGGUCCAGAAAGUGCUGGUCAUAAAUUAGUUAUUUGGAAUUUACAUAGUGGUGAACCUGCCAGAACUUUUGCAUUACCUCCACAUUUGGAAAAUCAAAAAGAAAUGCCAUGGCCAUUAGUUAAAUGGUCGCACGAUGAUAAAUACUGUGCUCGUCAAGGUCCAGGUGCUUUAGCUAUUUAUGAUUCCUCUAACUUCCAAUUAUUAGAUAAAAAAUUGGUUAAAAUUGAUGAUAUCGUUGAUUUUGAAUGGGCUCCAGCUGGUGUCCACCUUAGUGAUUCUAAAACCGAAGGUGGUGAACACGUCUUAUCUUAUUGGACUCCUGAAAGUUCUAAUCAAACUGCUAGAGUUGCUCUUAUGCAAAUUCCAUCAAGAAGAGUCAUUAGAACUAUUAACUUGUUCCAAGUUUCAGAUUGUAAAAUGCAUUGGCAAGACCAAGGUAGAUUCUUAUGUGUUAAAGUUGAUCGUCAUACUAAAUCUCGUAAGACUUUCUUUUCUAAUUUGGAAUUUUUCAGACUUACCGAAAGAGAUAUUCCAGUUGAAAAAUUAGAAUUAAAAGAUAUUGUUAUUAAUUUUGCAUGGGAACCAAAGUCAGAGAGAUUUAUUACUAUUUCUAGAUUAGAUAACGGUGAUAAUAAUCCAGCCAUUCCAAGAAAUACUGUUUCUUUCUAUGGCCCAGAAGUCGCUAAGAACAAAGCUACCAAAUAUAAAGUUUUCAAAUCAGUUACUGAUAAACAUUCUAACACUGUUGUUUGGUCACCUCAAGGUAGAUUUGUUGUUGUUGCUACCAUUGCUAAAUCAAGUGGUGAAUUAGACUUCUAUGAUACUAAUUUUGAAGAAGAUAAGAAAUCUUUGAAUAACGUUAAAUUAUUAAAGACUGAAAAAUUCUCCGGUAUUACCAAUCUUUCUUGGGACCCAUCUGGUAGAUUCCUUGCUGCUUGGUCUUCUUCUUGGGCUCAUACCAUUGAAAACGGUUAUAAAUUAUACGAAUUCACUGGUAACAUGUUAAGAGAUGAAACCAUUGAUCACUUCAAAGAAUUUAUUUGGAGACCAAGACCAGAAUCCUUACUUACUGCAAACGAUAGAAAGAAGGUCAAGAAGAACUUGCGUGAAUACAGUGCUCAAUUCGAUGAAGCUGAUGCUAUGGAAGCUGAUGCUGCCACUAGAGAAGCUAUCUUACUCCGUAGACAACUCUUAGAAGAAUGGAGAAGUUAUAGAUCGAAAUAUGCCAACAGAUCUCAAGAAGAAAACGAAGUUGAAGCUCAAAUCAUUGAAGAAAUUAAAGAAGAAAUCAUCGAAGAAAAAGAAGAAAUUGUUGAAUCUAUUUAAGUAUCUUCCUCCAAAUUACCUUAAAAAUUUUUUUGUAACAUAUAGUAUAUCAAUAUAAUUUGUCUAACG
Molecule: messenger RNA, 2216 nt
Organism: Hyphopichia burtonii NRRL Y-1933
Lineage: Eukaryota; Fungi; Ascomycota; Pichiomycetes; Serinales; Debaryomycetaceae
Gene: PRT1
Product: translation initiation factor eIF3 subunit b
Exons: 1
Coding region: 27-2147 (706 amino acids)
Biological process (GO): translational initiation
Cellular component (GO): eukaryotic translation initiation factor 3 complex
Molecular function (GO): translation initiation factor binding; RNA binding; translation initiation factor activity
Source: RefSeq, a predicted model, not a curated record